AUGGAACAAAAGAAAAAAAGGGGUGAAAAUUGGAGUUCAGAAGAAAAAGAAAUAUUACGUACUUUUAUUGCUCAAUCAGCACCUAUUUUAGAAGAUAAGUCGACGAAAACGUGCGUAAACAUGAAAAAAAUAAAAGAGUGGAAGAAUAUAACUAAUAAAUUUAAUGAGAUAACAGGUAAAUGCCGAUCAGAUGGGGAAUUGAAGUUAGCUUGGAAGAGGAUGAAGUUGUCGGCUAAAUCAAACCUAUGUACAUAUAGGAGGGAACGAUCAAAAACAGGGGGUGGCGAAAAACCACUAUCACCUACUCCUGAGGACUUACAAAUUAUGGCAAUUGCUCCUCACGACUUUGUCAUUGAAGUUAACGAUUAUGAUAGUGAUGCAGUGAAUCCAGUGACUGUGGCUACAACUACAAAAGAAAUAUUUGCUGACCCUAAGCCUUGCCCUAGUUUUAAUAAAAAUGACACACCAGUAGUUAUAAACAUAGAAUAUCCAGAACUCAAUGUCGAGGUGCAAGAGAUAUCAAACGAUCCAACUACGGACACAGAAAUGAAAAUAACCAACAAUGAAACUGCUAAUACAAGGGGCAUUACAAAAACAAAAGACAGGAAAAAGGGCUUGCAAAAUAGAAGAGAAGAUAUACAGCAAACAAUCAUAAAAAGCAAUACAGAUUUUAAAAAAAGACAACUAGAAAUGAUGGAAGAGGAACAUAAAUACAACAUUAAAAUAGCCAAAUUAAAAAUUAAAAAAUUAGAAUUACAAAUAUCUUUGUUAGAAAGUCAAAAAAAUACAAGUUAA
This is a messenger RNA of Parnassius apollo (apollo), 795 nucleotides long. Lineage: Eukaryota; Metazoa; Arthropoda; Insecta; Lepidoptera; Papilionidae. The record is from the annotation of a GenBank genome assembly.